Molecule: messenger RNA, 948 nt
Organism: Eublepharis macularius
Lineage: Eukaryota; Metazoa; Chordata; Lepidosauria; Squamata; Eublepharidae
Product: olfactory receptor 51I2-like
Exons: 1
Coding region: 1-948 (315 amino acids)
Biological process (GO): G protein-coupled receptor signaling pathway
Cellular component (GO): membrane
Molecular function (GO): olfactory receptor activity; G protein-coupled receptor activity
Source: RefSeq, a predicted model, not a curated record
AUGGAAUCCCUUCAGAACCAGAGCCGUGUUCCUCCGGUGUUCAUCCUGACGGGCAUCCCAGGAUUAGAAGCCGGAAGCGCCUGGAUCACCGUCCUUUUCUGCUCCAUGUACGCUGUGGCCAUUUUGGGAAAUGGCGUCGUUCUCCUUGUGGUUGCGAAGGAUCACAGCCUGCACAAGCCCAUGUACCUUUUCCUCUCCAUGCUGGCUGGGAGUGAACUAGGGAUCUCUCUCUCUUCUGUUCCUACGGUGCUGAGCGUCUUCCUGUUUGAUGCCAGGGAGAUUGGGAUGGACGCCUGCCUUGCCCAGAUGUUCUUCAUCCACUGCUUCUCCAUCAUGGACUCAGGAGUCCUCUGGGCCAUGGCCUUGGACCGCUUCGUAGCCAUCUACAACCCCCUCCAGUACGGCACCAUCCUGACCAACUCCAGGAUCGCGAUGAUGGGUUUGGGGCUCGCGGUGAGGAGCAUCGUCCUAAUGACCCCGUUGCCCGUUCUCCUUCGGGGGCUGCCCUUUUGCAGGCCCAACAUUCUCACUCACCCCUACUGUCUACAUUCCAACUUAAUCCGGCUUCCCUGUGCCGACAUCACAGUCAACAGCCGGUGUGGCUUGUUCGUCGUCCUCUCUUCUUUUGGGCUCGAUUCUUUAUUUAUUGUCCUCUCCUACGUCAUGAUUCUGAGGACCGUGCUGAGCAUGGCUUCAAAGGAAGGGCGCCUGAGGGCCCUGAACACGUGUGUCUCCCACCUCUGUGCUGUGGUGGUGUAUUACAUCCCGAUGAUCGGCGUGUCCAUGGCGCAUCGUUUCGGCAAACAUGCUCCCCCUCUUCUGCACGCCCUCAUGGCCAACAUCUACCUCCUGGUUCCGCCAGUGUUGAACCCUGUCAUCUACAGCAUGAAGACCAAGGAGAUCCGCAAAGCCCUCGGGAAGUUUUUCUCUUUAAAAAGCUUUUUGUAA